Messenger RNA from Ipomoea triloba (trilobed morning glory), 1563 nucleotides. Its product is annotated as 4-coumarate--CoA ligase-like 7. Gene Ontology annotation, molecular function: CoA-ligase activity. The record is from RefSeq and is a predicted model, not a curated record. The transcript has 6 exons. The coding region runs from base 407 to 1423 and encodes 338 amino acids. NCBI's taxonomy places the organism in Eukaryota, Viridiplantae, Streptophyta, Magnoliopsida, Solanales, Convolvulaceae.
AGUAUCAUUAUCCUCCCAGACAGUGGCGGAUUAUCAAACGUGGCGGCGACCUACGUACAUACAGCCAAACAGUUGUGUUUAUGUACUUGCGUGAUUUGCGCACACUCUCUGAAACGCAGUCGUCAUUCUGCGUCAGCAAUCCGAUAAGUACUUGCAUGAUUAGCUAUGGAGAAGUCUGGGUACGGCCGCGAUGGAAUCUACAGAUCUCUCCGGCCGCCGAUUCUCCUCCCGCGGGACCCAAACUUCUCAAUGGUCUCUUUCCUCUUCCGGAACAUCUCUCAGUACCCGGACCAACCGGCCAUCCAUGACGCCGAUACCGGCCGGACCUUGACUUUUGCGCAGUUGAAAUCCCAGGUCUCCAAAGUCGCUCAUGGCUUGAAGCAUCAACUGGGUGUUAGGAAAAACGAUGUCGUUCUUAUCUUCUCCCCAAACUCCAUCGACGUCUCAGAUGGUGGCCGCGGAUCAAGACGCGGCGGGGGAUCCGCUAAACACGUUCUUGUGUUUCUUGCCUCUGUUUCAUGUGUUCGGGCUUUCAAUUAUCUUGUAUUCACAGCUGGCCAGGGGGAAUUCUGUGGUAAUUAUGGGAAAAUUUGAGCUGGAGAUGAUAUUGAAAACUGUGGAUAAGUAUAGAGUGACGCAUAUGUGGGUUGUGCCUCCCAUAAUUCUGGCAUUGGCUAAGAACAGUGUGGUGAAGAAGUAUAAUCUGACAUCUCUGAGGCAGAUUAGGUCUGGUGCAGCACCCCUGGGGAAGGAAUUGAUGGAAGAGUGUGCCAAGAAUUUCCCUCAGGCUACUGUAAUUCAGGGAUAUGGCAUGGCAGAAACUUGUGGACUUGUGUGUAUAGAGAAUACAAGAAUUGGUCCAAGACACUCCGGGUCAGCAGGAUUGCUGGUUUCAUCAGUGGAGGCGCAAAUCGUUAGUGUUGAUAAACUGCAGCAUCUUCCUCCUGGUAAGUUGGGGGAGAUUUGGGUACGAGGUCCUAACAUGAUGCAAGGUUAUUACAAGAAUCCACUGGCUACUAAGCUUACAAUAGAUAAACAAGGUUGGGUCCAUACCGGAGAUCUUGGAUAUUUUGACGAGGAUGGAAUGCUAAAUGUUGUUGACCGUAUCAAGGAGCUGAUUAAGUACAAAGGUUUUCAGGUCGCACCAACAGAGCUUGAAGGCUUGCUCGUUUCUCAUCCAGAAAUACAAGAUACUGUUGUCAUCCCAUACCCGGAUGCAGAAGCUGGUGAGGUCCCAGUUGCAUAUGUUGUUUGCUCCCCAAACAGCUCUCUGACUGAAGAAGAUGUCAAGAAGUUCAUUGCAGACCAGGUUGCGCCAUAUAAGAGAUUGCGCAAGGUGACGUUUAUAAACAGCGUCCCAAAAUCUGCAUCGGGGAAGAUUCUUAGACGGGAACUGAUCGAAAAGGUACGAGCAAAACUGUAAUGGUAUAGUGGUUUGUUAUUCUGGAAAAUAACUGAAUACAUCUGCUGCUACAGAGAACCUAUUCAUAGUAUAUUAUCAGGCAAUAAACUUGUACUUAUGUUGUAAACUUGGAGGAUAAGUGGCUUCAGGUGAACAUAAAU